GUGCCCACAUACUUAUGUGUAUAUAGUGUACUUUUCGUCAUGCAGUGUAUGUAUGUCUAAGGGUAAAACCCUUUUGCUCGGAUUUGACUGUUUUUAUAUUCCAUGGCCGUGCCCUGAGAGGGCGACUCCGGUUUGUCCAGUUGCGCAAUCACCAGAUAAACAAACUGAAUCCACUGUGAAGCUGAUAAGGGUGUGUUUACAUUUUCACAGCAGCUCUCCAAUGAGUUAAAAUUAGCUUGUCUACACUCUUGAAAGCAAAGGUGUUUUCACACAGGAGAGAGGAUGUAUACCUAUUUGCUUGUCGGUUUGGUAGUUGGUAUUGCAUAUAUUUAUCACAGUGUUGUGGUUAAAGGAAAGAGAUGCAAAAGUAAAGCAAAACUGCAUGGGAAAACAGUCAUCGUAACUGGAAGUAACACAGGCAUAGGGAAGAUGACAGCGCUAGAUCUGGCCAGAAGAGGUGCCAGAGUCAUCCUGGCCUGCCGCAGCAAACGGAGAGCUGAGGCCGCGCUCGCUGACAUCAAGAGGGAGAGCGGGAGCAAUGAGGUGGUGUUCAUGCAGCUGGAUCUGGGGAGUCUGAAGUCUGUUCGCUCCUUUGCUGAAACCUUCCUGAAGACUGAGCCCAGACUCGACCUGCUCAUCAACAAUGCAGGUAUUUACAUGCCAGGCACCACAGAGGACGGCUUGGGGAUGAUGUUUAGUGUCAACCACAUCGGUCCCUUCCUGUUGACCAACCUGCUGUUAGACCGUAUGAAGGAGUGUGGUCCGAGUCGAGUGGUCAACGUGUCAUCCAUCGGUCAUAACUUCGGCACCAUCGACUUCAACUGUUUGAGCACUCACAAGGAGUUAGGAGUUGGAAAUUCUGCCACAGAUGUUUUCAACAUCUACGCCAACAGCAAGCUGUGUAAUGUUCUCUUCACGCAUGAGCUGGCCAAGAGACUGCAGGGCACAAAUGUUACCUGCUACACCCUUCACCCAGGAGCCAUCAACUCUGAACUGUUUCGCAAUGUCAGCAAGGUGUUCAUGAUUCUGAUGAAGCCUUUCCUCAUGUUCUUCUUCAAGGACACUGUGGCGGGGUCUCAGACCACCCUACACUGUGCCCUGCAGGAGGGCCUGGAGCCCCUCUCUGGAUGCUACUUCUCUAACUGUACAGUCAGGAACCUCUAUGCUAAGGCCAGAGACAACGCAGUGGCCAAGAAGCUAUGGGAAGUCAGUGAGAGUCUGAGUGGCCUAUCCUCUUAAGAAUCUCCAGUUUUAACUGGGCUUCAACCUACUAACCAAUAUGCUGUGUUCUUUCGAAACAAAUCUGUAAUUCUUUCAGUUUUGCUUUAUAAAAUGUACAUGAAUAGAAAUAUAUGGAUGAAGCUCUUGCUUUUUCUUACCAAACAUUGAUUUAUGGGACAUUUAAUUAGAGACGUUGUUAUUUAUAUUUCUUACAAAACAGUUAAUAAGCCUAAAAUGUUAAGAAUGUUUGUCUUGAUUGUUUGUUUGUUUUUUGUAUUCAUAGCUUUUGCCUAAGUAUCUUCCUAACCAUUUAUCAGCUGAAUUAGAAUUUAAAGAUGGCACUCAUGCCUGCCCUACAGAGAGAGAGAGAUGAGCAUGAAAGCUUCAGUAGAAGAAUCCAAACAAAGCAAAUAAGAAGAAAAGCUAAAAUGUCCCUGUGCUGUCCAAUGGGGUGUGGUUUAAGCUUUCCCGCAACUCAACAGAAAGUACCUCUUUGCGCUGCAGAGUAACCAUGAGAAUAACUUUACGGCAAGGAAUUCUAGACCAUGAGAAUAACUUUACGGUAAGGAAUUCUAGACCAUGAGAAUAACUUUACGGUAAGGAAUUCUAGACCAUGAGAAUAACUUUACGGAAAGGAAUACUAGACCAUGAGAAUAACUUUACGGUAAGGAAUUCUAGACCAUGAAUAACUUUACGGUAAGGAAUUCUAGACCAGGAGAAUAACUUUACGGUAAGGAAUUCUAGACCAUGAGAAUAACUUUACGGUAAGGAAUUCUAGACCAUGAGAAUAACUUUACGGUAAGGAAUUCCAGAGGGUGCAGUGUGUGCUAUGGGUUCUCUUUACUGAGUGCUACACAGGAUCUGAAAGCUCAAUGGCUGCCUUUCUUCUUGUUGCUGGAGUGGUAUUGGUGGCCUAUAUGAUUUUUCAUAACGUCUUUGUCAAAGGGGCAAUAUGCAAAAGCAAUGUGAAACAGCAUGAGAACUCGUAACAGGUGUCUGUUUUUGUCAAUGCUUCCUGUAUUUCCCCACAUUGACACAGGAGGAAAGUUCAUGGCACUGUAAUAAUGUAGAGUAGAUGUCAUUUUCUUUGCCUGUACAUCAUUUCAUGUAUAUAGCAUUCUUAAAUUCGUUUGUCUUUGUAUAUUAUUUCAUUGGGGAUUUUUUAAUGAUUUUCCUGGUUGUAAAACUCAACGAACACUCUGCUGCAGGUUGUAGGGGAGACUGGGGUCAAUUGUAACAGGAUGUGUUUGCAACAAUUAGAACUUCUCCAAACAGAAACAAGUUAGAGUACAGUACAUGCCCAUUUAGGUUAUCUUCCUGGUUGAAGAGUUUCAGACAAAUAUUGCACUGUAUUUUCUUGUACUGUCUGAGCCUUAAUAUUCAAGAACUCGAGCUAGCAUCAUUUUCAUCACGAUCUGUUAGUUCAACGUUGACAUUGUUGUCUCUUGCUAGGCACAUGAGGUUUUGUGUCAUGGCUGCUGGGUUGGGGGCAAUUGUAACACAGUGUUAAAAUGAACCUGAGCCAAAUGAUGAACAAAAUAAGUGAUUUUAACUUAAGAUUUUUAUGAAUUAUACAAAACUAACAUUAAAUAUCCUUGGGGUCCUGUAGAUGGCCAAAUAAGUUGUCAACAGAUCAUUUGGGCACUAUCAGACUAUUCAGAUGUUUUGAGAGGAGCUGAAUGGCCAUUCACAAAUGGGUGUUACUGUAAAUAUUGGUUGGUUACUUAGACAUAAUUUGAUAGCAAAAUCAUUACAUAUGUCUAUGAUAAUGUGAUAAUUCAAACAGAAGUAUUUGAAGUUGAAUUUAGUUGGUUUAUGUUUUAGGUGUUACAUUUAACCCUGGCACUGGGGGCAAAUGUAACGUCCAGACUGUGGAUUAAAGUCAGUAUUGUAACCCGACUGUUUUAUGUACUGACCUAUGAAUGAUUAGGAGACUGAUGUAAAAAAAUGACUGGCAUAGUUCAAGUGGUCUAUAUAUAGAGUAAAAUAUAUAUUUUUACAUUUGCCUCUGAUCUCCCCUACUUUGCAUUGAUCCUAUAAAUACUAAUUAUCCAGGAAGUAACACAGGCAUAGGGAAGAUGACAGUGCUAGAUCUGCCCAGGAGAGGUGGCAGGGUCAUCCUGGCCAGCCGCAGCAAACUGAGAGCUGAGGCCGCUCUCGCUGACAUCAAGAGAAUGAGAUGUUCAACAAUCUGACUUUCUUCACAUUAGCACAUUUUAUUACAUCACAACCCUCGUGUGGUGGCAGUCAUAAGUUGAAGUGAAAUGAGGCGUUUUGGAAAAUGAUAAUUCUAUGAAUGGUUCGGCAUCAAUUGUUCAAUUAAAUUGGGACAGAGUAACGAAGAAAUUCCUGUGUCCUGUAGGAGAGUGGGAACAAUGAGGUGGUAUUCAUGCAGCUGGACCUGGGGAGUCAAGUCUAUUCGCUCCUUUGCUGAAAUUGUCUUGAGACUAGACCCAGAUUGAGCCUGCUCAUCAUCAAUGCAGGUGAAAGCAAUACACCUGUCCAGUUCCUUUGCAUCAAUGCAGGAUGAAAGAAAGGCUGUGAGGAGAUGAAGCUACUUGAGACUAUUGAGAUGCACCCUGAACUCCCAUCAACCCAUAGAAGUGAUUACAGAUGAAUGAUGUCUCGUUUCCUCUCAGGUAUUUACAUUCAGGGCAACACAGAAGACUGCUUGGGGAUGAUGUUUGGUGUUCACCACAUCGGUCAUUUCCUGUUGACCAACCUGCUUCAGGACAGUCUGAAGGAGUGCAGUCCGAGUCGAGUGGUUAAUGUGGCGUCCCUGGUAUUUAAACUGCUCGAGCACUUAGGGAGUAGGCAAGUCUGCCAUGGAUGUCUUUAACAUCUACAGCAACAGCAAGCUGUGUAAUGUUCUCUUCACCCAUUGGCCAAGAGACUGAAGGACACAAAUGUUACCUACUUCAGCCUCCACCCUGGUCAGUGCUGCUAAGUCAGGUUUAUAAAGCUUUUGAAUGUAAUGGUAUCUGCAGUUUUCAAGUUAGUUCUACCUUGGUUGAAUGUAAAUUAGAAUAAAAUGCCUAAUGAUCCAGUCCAAGCUCUCCUCUGUCCUGGCACCCCAAUGGUGGAACAAGUUUCCCCCUAAUAUCAGGACAGUGUAGUCCCUGACCAUCUUCCGACAACAUCUGAAAACCUACCUCUUUAAAGAGCAUCUUAAAUAAAUCCCACAACCAUAUGUUGUCUCACCUAGCUAUCUUAAGAUGAAUACACUAAUGUAAGUCGGUCUGGAUAAGAGCGUCUAAAUGACUAAUAUAGAUUUAAAUAUAUGUUUUAUGAAUGGAUAACUCAACUCUAGUGCUUGUGUUUUUUUUCUCCUGGGUUUAAUCUAACCUGAGCUGGGCUGUUAUGCAGACACUGUAUUGUUAAUGCAGUUGAAGGUCAUCUCCAUGUUGUUCUUCACGAACACUAUGUUGGGGUGUCAGACCGACCUGGAUGAAUGAAGACAGCUUGUCUGUUGAAACAUUGGUUAUUAAAUGAUUGCAUCUGACCUCAGAGUGCCGCUCUCCUUUUUCUUUUUCAGGGGUGUCAGACCGACCUGGGGCCCCUCUCUGGACACUACUUCUCCAACUGUACAGUCGUGGCCAAAAGUUUUGAGAAUGACACAAAUAUUAAUUUUACACAGUCUGCUGCCUCAGUUUGUAUGAUGGCAAUUUGCAUAUACUCCAGAAUGUUAUGAAGAGUGAUCAGAGGAAUUGCAAUUAAUUGUAAAGUCCUUAUUUGCCAUGCAAAUGAACUGAGUCCCCAAAAAACAUUUCCACUGCAUUUCAGCCCUCCCACAAAAAGACCAGCUGACAUAUCAAUGAUUCUCUCGUUAACACAGGUGUGAGUGUUGACGAGGACAAGGCUGGAGAUCACUCAGUCAUGCUGAUUGAGUUCGAAUAACAGACUGGAAGCUUCAAAGGAGGGUGGUGCUUGGAAUCAUUGUUCUUCCUGUCAAUCAUGGUCACCUGCAAGGAAACAUGUGCCGUCAUCAUUGCUUUGCACAAAAAGGGCUUCACAGGCAAGGAUAUUGCUGUCAGUAAGAUUGCACCUAAAUCAACCAUUUAUCGAAUCAUCAAGAACUUCAAGGAGAGUGGUUCAAUUGUUCUGAAGAAGGCUUCAGGGCGCCCAAGAAGGUCCAGCAAGUGCCAGGACCGUCUCCUAAAGUUGAUUCAGCUGCAGGAUCGGGGCACCACCAGUACAGAGCUUGCUCAGGAUUUCAGCAGGCAUGUGUGAGUGCAUCUGCACGCACAGUGAGGCAAAGCCUUUUGGAGGAUGGCCUGGUGUCAAGAAGGGCAGCAAAGAAGCCACUUCUCUCCAGGAAAAACAUCAGGGACAGACUGAUAUUCUUCAAAAGGUACAGGGAUUGGACUGCUGAGGACUGGGGUAAAUUCAUUUUCUCUAAUGAAUCCCCUUUUCGAUUGUUUGGGGCAUCCGGAAAAAAGCUUGUCCGGAGAAGACAAGGUGAGCGCUACCAUCAGUCCUGUGUCAUGCCAACAGUAAAGCAUCCUGAGACUAUUCAUGUGUGGGGUUGCUUCUCAGCCAAGGGAGUGGGCUCACUCACAAUUUUGCCUAAGAACACAGUCAUUGAAUAAAGAAUGGUACCAACACAUCCUCCGAGAGCAACUUCCCCCAACCAUCCAGGAACAGUUUGUUGACUACCAAUGCCCUUUCCAGCAUGAUGGAGCACCUUGCCAUAAGGCAAACGUGAUAACUAAGUGGCUCGGGGAACAGAACAUCGAUAUUUUGGGUCCAUGGCCUGGAAACUCCCCAGACCUUAAUCCCGUUGAGAACUUGUGGUCAAUCCUCAAGAGGCGGGUGGACAAACAACAACCCACAAAUUCUGACAAACUCCAAGCAUUUAUUAUGCAAUAAUGGGCUGCCAUCAGUCAGGAUGUGGCCCAGAAGUUAAUUGACAGCAUGCUAGGGUGGAUUGCAGAGGUCUUGAAAAAGAAGGGUCAACACUGCAAAUAUCGACUCUGCAUCAACUUCAUGUAAUUGUCAAUAAAAACCUUUGUAAUUAUACUUCAGUAUUCCAUAGUAACAUCUGACAAAAAUAUCUAAAGACACUGAAGCAGCAAACUUUGUGGAAAUUAAUAUUUGUGUCUGGCCACGACUGUACAGUCAGGAACGUCUAAGGCCAGAGACGUGGCCAAGAAGCUAUGGGAAGUCAGUGAGAGUCUGUGUGGACUAGUGAAAACCUACCCCUAUGACUCAAGCUCUCCUUUGUGUGCAAAAUGAUUUUUGACAUUUGAGUUUACUUACCCUUUAAAUUAACCAACAGUGUCAGGUAUUCUAAAAGGGCUUACUCAUGUGUGAUUCGUAUCUAGUAUUGAUCUUGUGCAUUAACUUCUAAGCUCUUAGGCCUACCCCACGUGACUUAGGGUGUUCCACUCUGCCCUAGUAGAUAUCAUAUCUGGAACAUAAUGAAAGGACCCACCCAAAACGGUGGAUGUUGGAAUCAAUACAAUCAUGAAGUGGCAAACGGAAUGAAGAAGCAUAGGCUUACUGGGCAAUUCAAGACUGAAGGGAAUAAAGUACAUGUUGCUCAAUGAAGCUGUUGUGUAUUCAUUGGUGGUUGUAUAAUAACUGUGCCAGCACCUAACAGUGCAUCCAUUCAUAUUUCAGAUCAUGUAUUCUCAUUCCUCACCCAGCUCUUUACAUGCGUAGCAAUUGAGCCUUGGGAAGAGCAUUUAUAGAUCAUGUGGAUAUAGCAGAGGAGCUGAUGCUGUUUGUUGCCUUGAUCAUAUGGAUUGGAAUAAACGGGUGAAGAGUACUGAAAUAUCCUACUUUAGAAGUAAAAUUACUGGUGUAAAACUACUCAAGUAAAAAGCAGCUCAUUUAAAAAGUACUCAAGAGUAAAAGUAAUUGAGUUACUUUUAAAAUAUAAAAAUUGACCUUGAUAAUUAGCUAAGAUUACCUGAACGUUGUUACACAUGAUCUUUUCCAUGCAUUAAAUUGAAAAAGGAAGAGGGAAUGCAUGUACAGUAGUAACUUAGUACAUUUAUGUUAUGAUUUAUAACAAAGCACUGAAAUAUCCUACUCGAGUAGAAGUACUGUUACUUUAAUUACAUUUUACUAAAGUUUCUGUGAAAUGACUGACUUAACACUCAACCUACAAGUACUCGGAUAAACGACUGAAUUAGUAUAGAGAGGAGUUGGAAUUAGUUACUUUACACCUCUGCAAAAAAAACAAGCUAGCAAAAUAUGUAAUGAUGCCUGAGUCGUUUGUGAUUGGGAAUAUUUAAUUAUUCAGAGUUAUUCACUUGAAUGAAGUAGAACGCCUAAAGAGGAAAUAAACGACUACACUGCCCACAAAUGAUUUUAAUUCGAAUGUAUACCCUCAAUAUGGAGCCGAUUUUCAUGCAGAUUACAAAUACGACAUCUGGUGGAAUACUUCCGUACAGCAACUAUAAAUUAAACCCGGAAACGCUGGGUGUAAUAAAACAAAAACGGCGCAUGCUGGAGUAAGUUAGUCUGAACUUUGAUAGCUUGCAAACGACAUUACCUUACCAAAUUUAGAAACAAUGCUCGGUACUGUAAUGUCUUAAAUUUGCGUUGUAUUUGAUACUUUAUUAGAACGUGUUCAGCGGGUGAAGAUGCUGCUGUGUGACACUGAAAGGGAAGACUGCUUUUGUAACAGGCAAUUUUUUUUGCCUUGCCACGUGAUGGGGACUGUUUUAGUGUGCUCACGUUUCAAGUGCGUUCAUGCUGAAGACCUUUACAUUCAAGUAUGUUUUGUUGUUCCCUAGUUAGCAACACUGGUAUUGGAAAGGCUACUGCUUUGGAUUUGGCCAAGAGAGGUGCCAGGGUCAUCCCUGCCUGCCGCAGCAAACAGAAGGCAGAGGCUGGGCUGCUGUCUAUGAUAUCAGAAGGGUUAGAGGAGCCUUAUAGAUAAAAUAAAUAAUGUAAAUAUAAGAUUGUGGAGUCGGCAUCUCAAUACAUAUUGAUUUGAGAUUUGUUUAACCUGUCUGAAAAGGUUAUGGUGUUUGAAAUCCACAGUUUGAUUCCACCUCUGUUUUAUAGGGAGCCGGGGGAACGAGGUGGUGUUCAUAUGCAGCUGCAUCUGGGGAGUCUGAAGUCUGUUCGGGGGAAUGAGGUGGUGUUCAUGCAGCUGCAUCUGGGGAGUCUGAAGUCUGUUCGGGGGAAUGAGGUGGUGUUCAUGCAGCUGCAUCUGGGGAGUCUGAAGUCUGUUCGGGGGAAUGAGGUGGUGUUCAUGCAGCUGCAUCUGGGGAGUCUGAAGUCUGUACGGGGGAAUGAGGUGGUGUUCAUGCAGCUGCAUCUGGGGAGUCUGAAGUCUGUUUGCUCCUUUGCUGAAACCGUCCUAAAGACUGAACCCAGAUUGGGCCUGCUCCUCAACAAUGCAGGUGUUGCAGAGAGGGAAUGUAAACAUUAAUUCCCAAUACAUAAAACAUACUUUCUCUAUUAAAUUAACCCUAAUGAGUCAUGGAUAAAAUAAUUCUAAUUUGAAGACAAAUACUUGGCCAUUAUGUGUUGCCUAACUCCAUCUGAUCUCACUGUGUGUCACCUUGUUUGCCUAGUCACUUUUACCCCUACCUACAUGAACAUACUGUAUUACCUCAACUCCCUCUUUCUUUUUUUUAGCAAAUAUUUGUAUUUUUAGCUCUACAUUGUUGGUUAUGGGCUCGUAAGUAUUUCACGGUAAACUCUACACCUCUUGUAUUUGAUGUAUGUGACCAAUAAGAUCAGAUUUGUUUUAGGAAUGCUGGGGCCUGGCCACACUGAGGAUGGGUUUGCCACGGCGUUCAGGGUCAACCACCUAGGUCACUUCCUGUUGACCUGCUUGCUGCUGGAUCGGCUGAAGCAGUGUCAACGUGUCGGCUCACCUACACCGGCUAGGCUCUGUGGACUUUGUCCUCCUGGGUACCCACAAGGAUCUGGUGCCAGGCCAGUCUACCUGGCUUAACUUCAGGGCCUACUGCCACAGCAAGCUGUGCAAUGUAGUCUAUAACCGGGUGCUGGCCAACCGCCUGGAUGGGACAAGCGUCACCACCUACAGUCUCCACCCAGGAGUCAUUCACACUGAGUUUGGUCGCAAUCUGAAACAAUGGCAGAGGCACUUUCUGGAGCCCAUCACCAAUCUCUUCAUGGAUACUGAGAGGGGAGCUCAUACCACCCUGCACUGUGGGCUUUAAGAGCAUAUUGAGCUGCCAAGUGGACGCUACUUCUCUUCCUGUGCACUACAGGACGUCGGUGCCAAGGGGCGGGACGAUGCUUUGGCCAGGAAGCUGUGGGAGGUGAUUGAGAGGCUAUCCGACCUGUCCUGAGAGACUGAUUCUAGCCACGGCAAAAAUCUUGAAAUAUACUGACAAGAUAUUGGACACUCCUCUCUAAUGAUGGGAAUCAAUGUCCGUGAAGGCAAACGCAGGCGGGAGGAGUUGGGAGCAGGCUUCUCACUCUCUCACUCACAUCAUGCCUAGACUAAUGCCUUGUUAUCACCAAGGAUGGCUUUUAAAUGUAUGAUUUUUCCUUGUAUAUUGGAAUUCAUUCCUUUUACAUUGUUAUUAAAUAUUUGCGUUCAUAUUA
Oncorhynchus nerka (sockeye salmon) is the source of this 9762-nucleotide messenger RNA. Its product is annotated as dehydrogenase/reductase SDR family member 13-like. The transcript is spliced from 7 exons. Bases 283 to 1239 code for a protein of 318 amino acids. The record is from RefSeq and is a predicted model, not a curated record. Lineage: Eukaryota; Metazoa; Chordata; Actinopteri; Salmoniformes; Salmonidae.